GCUUACGGGAAUUGCGAAAGAAGAGCAUGAAAGAGGAGAAGCAUGUUCAUUUGUAGCGAGAUGAAGAAGCGCGUGGAAGAGAAAAUGAAAUUUGAUUGAAGAUAAAGGUUUACUCUAUUUUGAGUGGAAAAUAGGUUUUUCUGUUGUAGGUGCCUUAACUCGUUUUAUCAUCGCCAAAUUUCUUUUAAAAAAAUGUACAUAAAAUUUAAAAAAAAAAAAAUUUGGGUGGAAAAAGCAUAUGUAUUUUAGAUACUUCAAACCAUGUUGCUGGGAGAAAUUUUUAAUACGGAAUACUCAAGGACCUCGCCACACCCUCGGCUCUGAGAUGGCCCAGUGGAAAUGGUGGUCAUGGAGGAUUCUCGGCCGUACCAAGCGAAAGGGCGUCGAUCUAAGGCUGAAUGCUGCCAUCGAAAUCGCUCCACUCAACUCGCUCAACGUCCACAAGAGGUUCUCCUUCCUCCUCCGCCUGCAGCAGUCAUUCAUAGCAAUUAACUUGGAAACCAACUAUUUCGACCGAAAGGAAACUUCAAAAAAUUCGAAAAUUUGUCGGUUAUUGGCAAAGAUCUUCGCCCGCUGGGGAAGGAAGCAGUGGCUCAGAAGCAAUGUUUGUGCUCAGAAGAGUUCAAAGCAUUGGCUAUCCCGUCUCUCUUCUCUGCAGGUUUUAUCUACAAAGACUUCACCUUUAAAUUGGAGUUGGAUGAUAUGGUCUGCGAUUUUUAUUUUAUUGUUACUUUUCAUUUGUGAGGUAAUGUUGACAAAUGAUAAUCUUCUAUGCACUUUUUAUGACAAUUUGUCCUACUCUUUUAUUGUUUUCUCAAUGAAAUGAUUGUAUCAUAUAUUUAUCAUGACAAUAUCUUCAAGCUACCCUUUGCCACAUGUGAAACUGAGAUAUGCGGCACUUUUCUAA
Messenger RNA from Dendrobium catenatum, 907 nucleotides. RefSeq lists its product as uncharacterized. Bases 239 to 826 code for a protein of 195 amino acids. The record is from RefSeq and is a predicted model, not a curated record. The transcript has 2 exons. Lineage: Eukaryota; Viridiplantae; Streptophyta; Magnoliopsida; Asparagales; Orchidaceae.